Acytostelium subglobosum LB1 is the source of this 1827-nucleotide messenger RNA. RefSeq lists its product as hypothetical. The annotation marks the transcript as partial. Gene Ontology annotation, molecular function: glycerol kinase activity. The transcript has 2 exons. Gene Ontology annotation, cellular component: mitochondrion. Gene Ontology annotation, biological process: glycerol metabolic process; triglyceride metabolic process; glycerol-3-phosphate biosynthetic process. The record is from RefSeq and is a predicted model, not a curated record. Lineage: Eukaryota; Evosea; Eumycetozoa; Acytosteliales; Acytosteliaceae.
AUGGAACCAAAACAAGAUAUGAGUGAUAGUAUGGAUAUAGGAAGUAGUAGUACCUCGACAACAACAACAACAACGACCACAUCAUCACCAACUACAACUACAACAACAAUAAAUAAUGAUACAGCAACAACAACAACAACACAAUAUAUAUUAGCAAUAGAUGUUGGAACUACAAAUAUAAGAGCGAUGAUAUUCGAUCAGGAGUUGAAUAUUGUGUCAAAGUCAUCACAGAACAUUCCUUUGAUUAUCGAUGAGAAUAGACCCGGCUACAUUGAGCAGGACCCAAUGUUGAUGUGGGAGAAGUGUCAGGUCGUCGUCAAGGAUGCCAUUGCCGCGUCGCCUGUGGCGGCGGACCCCGCCCGCAUCCGCUGUCUGGGCAUCACGAAUCAGCGCAGCUCAUUCCUCAACUGGCGUCGGGACACUGGCAAGCCGAUCCACAACCUCAUCACCUGGCAGGACACGCGUUCCGCUGAGAUCUGCAAGAAUAUGAACAGUUCGCUCGCCGUCAAGGGUAUCCACGGCGCCACAAAGGUGGUGCACAUGUUCACGGGCAAGCCACGCUUCUUGCAGGCCAGCCACCUGGACGUGUCGACAGCACACUCGAGCUCGCGUCUCGCCUGGAUCCUCCAGAACCACGCCGAGGCCAAGCAGGCGGUCAAGGACGAGCAGAUGAUGUUUGGAACGAUCGACUCGUGGCUGCUGUGGAACCUCACUGGCGGCAAGGUUCACGCCACCGACUACAGCAACUUCAGCACCACUGGCCUGUACGACCCGUUCGAGAUGUGCUACAACAAGGUCGUCUUCUACCUAUUCUCAAUCCCCUACCACAUCAUGCCCAAGAUCCACGACACUAGCUACCACUAUGGUGACACGCUGCCCGGCCUCUUUGGCGCGUCCAUCCCAAUCACGUCGCUGUGUGGCGAUCAGCAGUCUGCCAUGUUUGGCGAGUGCUGCUUCAAUGAGGGCGACACCAAGCUGACGAUUGGAACCGGCUGCUUUGUCAACAUCAACACGGGCGCGCACGCCAAGGCCAGUCGCUACGGAAUGUACCCGCUGAUUGGCUGGAAGAUCGGCAAGGAGAUCUCCUACAUGAUGGAGGGCAAGGGCAUGGCUGCCGGCACCGUCGUCGACUGGGCUCAAUCAUUCGGCAUGUUUGAGAACCCAGCCGAGACGUCCGCCAUGGCAACGUCCGUGCCACAUACUCAGGGCGUCGUGUUUGUGCCCGCGUUCACGGGUCUGGCGCCGCCACAGAACGACCCGCGCGCACGUGGACUCAUCAUUGGAAUGACUCCAUCAACCAAGCGAGAGCACGUGGUUCGUGCACUACUAGAGUCAUUUGGAUACAGAUGCAAGGAGCUGAUCGACAGCAUACGCUCGGACAACUACUGUCAGAUUCAGAGUGUCGUCGCCGAUGGAGGUGUAUGCCAGAACGACUUUGUCUGCCAGUUCAUCUCGGACAUGUGCGCGACUCCGAUCGACCGCGCAGGACACCCCGAGAUGACAGCGGCUGGAGUCUGUAUGCUUGCUGGAUUGAACGUUGGAGUUUGGAAGACCAAGGAAGAGUUGGUCAAGCUUAGAUUGAGUUCCAAGAUGUUCUCACCAUCGAUGAACAGGGAUAAUAGGAAGAAGUUGUUUAAGAGAUGGCAGAGAGCACUGAGAAGGUCAAUGUGUUGGGCGUCAGAGGAUAGUUUCAGUACAGCGAAUGAUGGCUUUGGUAAUGACAGUGACGACGAGACUGGAUCGAGCAAUGGCAGUCCGCGAACAUCUCAAAAGAUACCACCUGUACAACAACAACAACAGCAACAGCAACAGAAGCAACAGCAUAAG